Myxocyprinus asiaticus (Chinese sucker) is the source of this 1305-nucleotide messenger RNA. It is a transcript of the gene thoc6, whose product is annotated as THO complex 6. Bases 215 to 1186 code for a protein of 323 amino acids. Gene Ontology annotation, molecular function: protein binding. The record is from RefSeq and is a predicted model, not a curated record. Gene Ontology annotation, biological process: mRNA export from nucleus. Gene Ontology annotation, cellular component: transcription export complex; THO complex. The transcript has 13 exons. Lineage: Eukaryota; Metazoa; Chordata; Actinopteri; Cypriniformes; Catostomidae.
CAAACCCUAUACCUACCAAUAACCUAACCACUACCGCUUUAUCUUACCCUAAACCUAACAUUAGUAACAGCGAAUGAGACUCUCGCGAGAAUUACGUUGCCGCGGUGUUACCUUCAAGACACGACCCAGCAUUGGUAACAACAACACGAGAAGCUUUUGUAUGAAAACUCGUUUUCCAGUUUAGAUUGAUCAGCGUAUCAUCAACUCCUGGGAGAUGGGUCCCGUCGAGCUCCUGCAUAUGUCCGUGUUCUCUCAGAGUUUCUCUCCCUGUGGCCGUUUCCUUGCAGCGGGUAAUAACUAUGGAGAGAUCGCAUUGUUCAGUCUUUCAGCAGCACUGAGCCCAGAUGCAUCAGAGGAGGGUCAGAAGCCUAUCCUUAACUUCACUGCUCAUGGUGGUUCAGUAUUCUCUCUUCUUUCCACGGACACUCAUCUUCUGAGUACUGGGAAUGGAGAGAUCAGUGCCUGGUGUUGGGAAGAGCUCAUCAAAAAAAAUACCAAAGCUGCAUGGACAAGGAAACCCAAUUACGAGACUAGUCUUGAAAUUCCAGAGAUCAAUGCAAUGAUCAUUAAUCCAAAGGACAACAGCUUGAUAGUUGGAGGGGGUGACAAUAACAUUCACAUCAUGGACAUGGAGAGCGGUAUCUUCAAGUCUGUACUGAAGGGCCACACGGACUAUAUACACUGUCUGUCCUUUAGAGAGAGGGAAGGAGAGAUACUCUCUGGUGGGGAGGAUGGUGCUGUGAGGAUAUGGGACUGUCGGACAAAACAGCCAGUUCACUGUAUUGAAGUUUUCAAAUAUAUGGAAUGUGCACGCCCCCAGUUUGGAAAGUGGAUUAGCUGUCUUGCUACAGACUGUGAUUGGAUGCUCUGUGGUGGAGGCCCAUCGCUGUCUUUAUGGCACCUUCGUUCCAUGUCCCCCACCUCUGUCUUCCCUCUGUCUGGCUGUCAAAGGGAAGCUGUCUUUUACCAGGACCUGAUCUUGUCGGUAGGUGAGGGUCCAUAUGUGUCCCAUUGUUUGCAUGGAGGGACAUUGAAAGCUCAGAUUCCCUGCACUCCUCCUUCACUCAACACACUGGCUCUCAAUCUCAAAAACACUGAACACAGGGUUAUGACAGUAGGGGGCAGCAGUCACCAUAUUGAUGUGUUCACCAACUUCAGUUACAGAGCCUUUUCUCUGUCAUUCUAAACACGCACACCAACGCAACUGUGUUUCCCAGUGAAUUUAAAUGAGAAUAGUAGAAGGCAGUUAAACCAUGUAUUUUUAUUUUUUUUAUUUUUGUUUAAUAAACUGUUUUGAUUUUUCAA